This is a messenger RNA of Esox lucius (northern pike), 3981 nucleotides long. RefSeq names its product SUZ12 polycomb repressive complex 2 subunit b (gene suz12b). Bases 321 to 2408 code for a protein of 695 amino acids. Gene Ontology annotation, cellular component: nucleus; ESC/E(Z) complex. NCBI's taxonomy places the organism in Eukaryota, Metazoa, Chordata, Actinopteri, Esociformes, Esocidae. The record is from RefSeq and is a predicted model, not a curated record. Gene Ontology annotation, molecular function: chromatin DNA binding. The transcript is spliced from 17 exons.
UUCUAGGUGGCCAGUAGAGUAAAGUCACAGUAUUUUAGCAUAACGUGUAGCUCAUCGGAAGUUUUCAUGUUUUUCAUAGAAUCAAUAAAAUAAUCUAUCAUUUGUAUGUAAAUAUUAUUUAUGUACUUUACCAGUCGACUUCGUGUAAAGUGUUGGAGGGCAUACUGGACAACAACAUUUGGGAUUUAUUGUCGUUAGCCAACUAUGCUAGCGUACCUUGCUUCAUUUGCCAUAUAAUAAUUUCAUGGGUUGCCUGUGUUGGUGAGUCUUUCUAGCUGACUGGCUAGCUGGUCUUUGCUAACCAGCAUUCAGGUGAAGUCAUGAGUGGGACCAGUUGUAAAGCGAACGGCGCCGUGUACCCGGCCUCAACGACCGUGAUGAGCACGGUGAAGAAGCCGAAGAUGGAGCAGAUUCAAGCCGACCAUGAGUUGUUCCUACAGGCCUUUGAAAAGCCAACACAAAUCUACAGAUUUCUCCGCACAAGGAACCUGAUUGCACCAAUAUUCUUGCACAGGACUCUCACCUUUAUGGCCCACAGAAACAGUCGAACAAAUGCCAAAAGGAAAACCUUCAAGGUGGAUGACAUGCUGCUUCGUGUGGAGAAGAUGAAAGGAGAGCAGGAAUCACAAAGUUUAUCCUCACAUCUGCAGCUUACCUUUACUGGAUUCUUCCAUAAAGACGAAAAGCCAUCUCAGAAUUCAGAAAAUGAACAAAACUCAGUCUCUCUAGAGGUGCUACUUGUCAAAGUCUGCCAUAAAAAACGAAAGGAUGUCAGCUGCCCGGUUAAGCAAGUGCCUACAGGUAAAAAACAGGUGCCUUUGAAUCCGGACUGCAGCAACCAAACCAAGCCGGGCUCCCUGCCCUCCCUACUGGUGUCUAGUAACGAGUUUGAGCCCAGCAACAGCCACAUGGUCAAGUCCUACUCGCUCCUGUUCAGGGUCUCCAGAAUCGGGAGGAGGGACAUGAAUGGCCUUGUGAACGGCGAAGCCAACGAAAACAUAGAUGUGACCGAGACGCCCAGCAGAAAGAAGAGGAGUUCCUCCCACAGAGAAGAUGGAGAGACCACGGAGACAUUUGUCGCACAGAUGACCGUCUUCGACAAGAACAGGAGACUGCAGCUGCUGGAUGGGGAGUAUGAAGUGUCCAUGCAGGGAAUGGAGGACUGCCCUGUCAGCAAGAAACGAGCCACCUGGGAAACCAUUCUGGAUGGGAAGAGGCUUCCACCGUUCGAGACCUUCUCUCAGGGACCCACGCUCCAGUUCACCCUGCGCUGGACGGGCGACGCCAGCGACAAGUCCACCGCCCCCGUGGCUAAGCCCCUGGCCACGCGGAACUCUGACGGGGCCAGCCCCGCCGAGAGCCGACCCAGUGCGCUCAAAUCAGCCCCCCUGGCCGUCAAGGACUCUGUUGGCACAGACAUCCAGAUGAGAAGAGAACAGAUCCUGUGUGAGCCGAGACAGAAACUGCGCAUAUUUUACCAGUUCCUGUACAACAACAACACACGGCAGCAGACCGAGGCCCGAGACGAUCUCCACUGUCCCUGGUGCACCCUGAACUGCAGGAAUCUCUACAGCCUGCUCAAGCACCUCAAACUGUCCCACAGCCGCUUCAUCUUCAACUACGUGCCUCACCCCAAAGGUGCUGGGAUCGACGUGUCCAUCAAUGAGUGCUAUGACGGCUCGUAUGUGGGCAACCCCCAAGAUAUCCACAGCCAGCCGGGCUUCGCAUUCAGCCGCAAUGGCCCGGUCAAGAGGACUGCCGUUACACAUGUCCUGGUGUGCAGGCCCAAGCGGACGAAGCCCAGCCUGUCUGAGUUCCUGGAGUCUGAGGACGGGGAACUGGAGCAGCAGAGGACCUACGUGAGCGGACACAACCGUCUGUACUUCCACAGUGACAGCUGCAUGCCCCUCAGACCCCAGGAGAUGGAAGUGGACAGCGAGGACGAGAGAGACCCCGAGUGGCUCAGAGAGAAGACUGCCACGCAACUGGAAGAGUUUACUGAUGUCAAUGAGGGCGAGAAGGAGGUGAUGAAGCUGUGGAACCUGCACGUCAUGAAGCAUGGGUAUGUACCUAAAAGCUGUGGCUUCAUCGCGGACAAUCAGAUGAACCAGGCCAGCAUGCAGUUUGUGGAAAAGUGCGGCGCCUACAUCGUCCGCCGCAACCUCUGCCGCAACUUCCUGCUGCACCUGGUCAGCAUGCACGACUUCAACCUGGUGUCCGUGGCCACCAUCGACCGCGCCAUGUCCAGGCUCCGCGACAUCAAGGAAGAGCUGCCCGACGCCGGCGCCGACGACCAGGCUGAACGUGCUCUCAUUGAGGGCGCCUGUAAUGGCACCGCCAUCGCCUGCACCCCUGGAGGUGGCGGCACCAAGCACGGCAAGAGGACAAAAAGCUCCGUAACGGACUGAGGACAUUUCACGGCUGCUGUUGAUCGGACCCACUCGUUUUCACGACUAACCAACACGCGUGGUGCUUAGUUAGGCAGAGAGGGAGAUUUCAAUGGAGGAUUGUCUUCAACUGACUGAUGGGAUACAAAUACAGCUACAACACACAAAGCAGGCAUAUGAAUACUCACUGUACUGUGAGGUUUUACCAAGUCAUUAUGCACUGUGAGCCAGUUUAGUGAUUCUUGGGGUUUGGAGAAGCCAGAGGAAUCACUUGAAAUGGAUAUUGUAAUCAGAAACUGAGAACAAACUGCAUAUUGGUAACAUUGUCACUCCUCAUUGUCUGUUUGUAUUCCAUUACCCGGUCAGUUUUGGUCUUGGAUCCUUUAGGCUGAUUGUUUGUUUUUGUUUUUUAGCACUUGAUAAUAAUCUGUAAUAGUGAAUUGUUUCAAACUUGAGUUGAAUCACCAGGUUGUUUUUUGUUUUUAUUCUGUGCAACUGCAUCAAUUGCACCCUCUUGUCUCAAAUCCUCUGCAACAUUUUCUUUAUUUCAUCGGGAUUUAUGUUUGGUUUUUGAAUGAUUGUUUCUGUCGAUAAUACCUUGAGGAGUGGUGGAUCAGAGGGCCCUGAUAUUUCCACUCAAGAGGAUGUUGCUCUGCAUCAGUAGGCAAAGGAUUAUAAAGCCAAGACAAACUGCCAGUCAGCCAGCCCUUCCAUGUAGACUGUUUUAUCUCUACUGCAGGGGUGUAUUCACUAGAAAACAUAGCUGAAGCGAACAGGAUGAAACGGGCAGGGACCUACCUGAAUUUAUCCAACAAAAAUGUGUUUUCGUUGCAGAAUGUGUUCCACAGUGAAGUGUUUUGCUGUGAUGUGCGUUAAUGAAUAAACCCCAGGACUACCAACCAAUGGACAUCUGACAUGCUGGAACCUGUAUUAUGGUUAAUAGGUUUGGGGGAUAUUAGAAACUCAAAACAUUUUUUUAUAUAUAUAUAUAUAUAUUCAUUUUUUUGCUUAAACAUGGGUUAGCUAGGAAGUGUUGAAAAACACUUCUUACAGACACUUUGUAUACAUUGUAAUAAUGUCAAUAUCUAGCUAUAUCCCAUUGUGAACCUGCUUAUCACUGGUUAUAAACAUGUAGAAUUUUUCUUGAAAAGCAAUAUGCUAUUUGUUCAUGGGAAUUGGGUGGUAGUUGAGUUGUUUAUCCUACUAUUAGGUUCUGUUUGAAUGCCAAAGGCUCUUGGAGGGGAGGGGGAUUUUAAGUAAAGACUCAAUUAUGCGAUAAAAUGUUUUUUGGGUUUUUUUGCAUCUCAUUUCAUAACUUGAAAUGUUAAGUUGUUGUUAAAGCCUUAGCUGUAUGUUGCAUUGUGAGUGCACAAAUUGAACAAAAGCAGAAGUGUUGGUGCUUUGUCAAACAUUCACAUUCAACUCUAUGGACCAGUUGUUAAAUCCCUGAUACAUUUAUGCACGUUUUUGAUCGCCAGGAUAUAUAGAUAGAAAACAAUCAAUUCAUCACUCCUGUGAAACCACCCUUGAAGUCAUAAACUGUUAUAAACUUUGGAUAUGGGGAUUUUAUAUUUAAAAUAAAAUACAUUUGACA